Molecule: messenger RNA, 1132 nt
Organism: Trachemys scripta elegans
Lineage: Eukaryota; Metazoa; Chordata; Testudines; Emydidae
Gene: SGCG
Product: sarcoglycan gamma
Exons: 9
Coding region: 214-1110 (298 amino acids)
Biological process (GO): cardiac muscle tissue development; heart contraction
Cellular component (GO): sarcoglycan complex; sarcolemma
Source: RefSeq, a predicted model, not a curated record
GACGGUUUGUGCCUCGGGGCGGGUUCGGCAGCCUCCGCGGCAUGAAGGGACACACGGGGACUCUGCCGCGUGCAGCCCCCGCGGAGCCGAGCGGGAGCAGCAGUUCUUACUACUUUAAGGGGGAAAAAUGAUUAGAGACUUGGUGGUGCUCUCAAAAACAUGAUAAAUGAAUCCUGGGUUUCAUGGAGGAAGGAAGUACUAAUGCAUUAGAAGAUGGAGCCAUCCAUACAGCAAAUGGUACGUGAACAAUACACCACAACAACACAAGGCACCAGCCUAGAGAGGCCAGAAAACCAAUAUGUCUACAACAUUGGCAUUUAUGGCUGGAGAAAGCGUUGCCUCUACCUGUUUGUCCUCCUCCUGCUUAUCGUCCUAGUUGUGAAUUUUGCUUUGACAAUUUGGAUUCUUAAAGUGAUGUGGUUUUCUACAACUGGGAUGGGACAUUUACAAGUUACAAAAGAGGGACUUCGACUGGAAGGAGAGUCAGAAUUCUUAUUCCCUUUGUAUGCCAAAGAAAUUCACUCUAGAGUGGACUCAUCUCUACUUCUACAGUCUGCUCAUAAUGUGACUGUGAAUGCUCGCAAUUCAGAUGGUGAAGUCACAGGCAGAUUAAACGUGGGUCCUAAAAUGGUAGAAGUCCAUGGUCAGCAAUUUCAGAUCAACUCCGUAGAUGGCAAGCCACUUUUUACAGUGGAUGAAAAUGAAGUUGUCGUUGGUACAGAUAAACUUCGAAUCACAGGGCCAGAAGGGGCCCUUUUUGAACACUCUGUAGAGACACCACUUGUCAGAGCAGAGGCUUUUAAACCGCUUAGAUUGGAAUCACCAACUCGGUCUUUGAGCAUGGAUGCACCAAAAGGGAUUAAUAUUAAAGCACAAGCUGGCAAUAUUGAAGCUCUCUCUCAGAUGGAUAUCAAAUUGCAUAGCAGUGAGGGAGUGCUUCUGCUUGAUGCUGAAACUGUGCGGCUGCCCAAAUUGCCUGAAGGGACAAGGGGUGGAUCUGCUAGAUCUCAGGAACUCUAUGAGAUCUGUGUUUGUCCAGAUGGAAAGCUUUACUUGUCAGCAGCUGAUCGGUAUUCAACUUGCCAGGAAUACAGUCAUGUCUGUCAAUAAAGCACCUACCUAUGCCACAUUU